AUAGGCAGAUGCCCCCCACCCACCAUAUCUUGUCUUCUCCCAUCAACGAACGGAUCAAACGAACUUGCAGGCAGACGCAGAGGCUUAGCUUUGUGACUUCGGAUCCAGCAAGAGCGAGUAGGUUGAUCUCACCUGAGCAAGAGAUUUUCCUACUCCCGCUUCCCGGCGGGAGCAGGGCCGCAGCGAGAGGUCGGCCGGUUAUUCUUUCCUCAUUAUCCCAGAAAGCGACCACCAUCGCGAUCUCCUCGGCUCCUUCUCGCAUCUGGAGUGACGGUAGAAAGAGAAGGGCAUGCCAUCGUGUGAAUUGUGCGUAGCAGGGCAAACUGGCAGUGGCCUAUGCUUGUUUUGGGAAAACUUGCCAAGCAAAUCGUCUUGCUGAGUGAGAAUCCGCAGCCGCAGGUUAGGCACUAUGGCGACCGUUUUGGAGGGUCUUGUUUCGAGCUCGUUGGGCAAGUUGGGACAGCUGGUGGAGGAUGAGGUCGUGAUGACAUUAUGUGUGGGAAGGGAUAUCAGGAAGCUCCAGCACAAUCUGGAAACCUUCAGGGCAGUUCGUCAGGAUGCGGAGGCUUUGGCCAUGAGAGAUGAAGGGACCAAAUUAUGGUGGAAGCGCGUCAGUGAUGUUAUGUUCAAUGUUGAUGAUGUCGUAGAUCUUUUUAUGGCUCAUUCAUAUACCCGACCAAGAUCGCCGCCAUGCUGCUCCAUGUUUUCUUGUUUUCCAAAGCUUUUGCUUGACCACAGAGUAGCUACAAGGAUCAAGGACAUAAACACGGAGCUUGAGGAGAUUAGAGGGACAACAGAGAUGUAUACCCCGGGGAGACCCGCAUCUCCACCGCCCGAGAUAACAAUUGUGGAUACAAGACAGACAGUUCGUAUAGUUGAACCAGGGGUUGUUGGAACAGCUAUCACACGUUAUGCUGAUUCCAUGGUACAAGCUAUUGUCAGUAGGUGCCAGAAUAAUGAGCCAAGUGUUUUUGGCAUUGAAGGGAUGGGAGGCAUCGGCAAGACAACACUAGCUCAGAAGAUAUACUGGGAGCAGAGCAUACGGAAGGAAUUCCAGAUUCAUAUAUGGCUGUGCAUUUCUGAGACCUACACCAUAACUGAUUUGCUGAAGCAGGCAAUAAGAAUGGCUGGAGGGAAGUGUGAUCAGCUAGAGACCGACACUGAGCUUCUGCUUGGCCUAAAAGACACAAUCCAAGGAAAGAGUGUUUUUCUUGUAUUGGAUAAUGUGUUUCUGCCUGAUGUCUGGAUCAGUCGUCUUCGGUUAGCCUUUAUGGGAGCCUUGAAAGUCGGCGUCCUUGUCACCACAAGAAGCCAUGAAGUUUUGCUGGCAAUGAACACAGCAUAUAUUCAGCCGGUACACAGAAUGAGUGAGGCUGAUGGCCUGAUGCUGCUUAUGAAGAAUUCAUUCCAACAUCCUGAUGGUAAAUUCCGGGAGCUGGGGCUUGCAAUUGUGAGAAAGUGUGAUGGCCUUCCUCUUGCCAUCAAGGCCGUUGCAGGCGCUCUGUCUAGCAGAAAAACAGAGGAGGAGUGGAAGAAGAUCCGAGAUUGCCAAUGGUCUAUUGAUGGACUCCCCGCUGGAGUAGCCGGGGCACUGUAUGUAAGUUACAGAAACCUGCCCCAUGAACUGAAGCAGUGCUUCCUCUGGUGUGCUCUGUUGCCUCCGAGCUUUGACAUAUGGCGUGACGCUGUUGCUUACUGGUGGGUUGCCGAGGGUUUUGUGAGGAAAGAAGAUGGGUGCUCAAUACAUCAGACCGCUGAAAGGUACUACUAUGAGCUAAUUAGGAGGAACCUUUUGCAGCCAAAACCGGAGACCGUGGACCAGGCUGUGUCAACGAUUCAUGAUGUACUGAGGUCGCUUGGACAACAUCUGACAAAGGAUCACUCCUUGUUCAUGAAUGUGAAGAAAGAUUACUCCACGUUCAUGAAUGUGGAAAAUAGCAGAGCCCUGCCAAAUUUACGCCGCCUAGGGAUCAGCAGCGCUGUAGAAGAACUACCAGCUCUAGAAGAGCACAGGUGCUUGAGGACACUCCUGCUUUUCGAUAACAAGAACUUCAAGUCGAUUCGCAGCGACACUUUCAGAAAGCUCCAGCAUGUCCGUGUCUUGGUUCUCCGUGGAACAAGCAUCCAGAACAUACCAGAGUCAUUGGGGGACUUGGUGCUGCUCAAGCUGCUAGACCUGAGCUAUACGGAAAUUAACAAACUUCCAAGGUCCAUAGGUAAGCUCAUAAGCCUUGAGUACCUCUGUUUGCUUGGUUGCCGUGAGUUGCAUAGCCUGCCGGCUGGUCUGAUGGGACUACCAAACAUAAGUUUCCUUGAGCUAGACCAGGUUGCACUUCAUCAUGUUCCCAAAGGGAUUGCAAAUUUUCAGCAUCUCUACAGCCUCAGAGGAGUUUUUGAGAGCGAGACUGGGUUCAGAUUGGAUGAACUGCGAGACCUCCACAAUGUCCGGCGUCUGUGGGUUGAUAAGCUUGAGAAAGCUACACCAAGGGGUGAGCUUGUGCUGAAGAACAGUCGUAAUCUUAGAGAACUGGGACUCCAAUGCACCAGUACUCGCUACGAUGCUGAUGAGCUCGAGAGGAUCCAGCGAGUCUAUGACACACUUGUUCCAUCAACAAGCCUAGCAUAUCUUUUUCUUGUCGGAUUCCCGGGCUCAGCGUUCCCAGAAUGGUUGCUUACCGAACCAGAGCUUAAUAUGCCAAAUUUAUGCCUAAUGCACCUCAAUGAGUGCAUACCAUGCUCAGUGCUGCCACCAGCAGGUCAGAUGCCAGAGCUGCUAGAGCUUAAGAUUCAAGGCGCAGAUGAAGUUGUCUCUAUUGGCACAGAGCUCUUGGGGAAAGGUGUCGCCAGUGCUGCCGCCUUCUUCCCAAAGCUUGAACUUCUCCUAAUCAUUCGCAUGCGCAAUUUGGAGAAAUGGUCCCUCAACACAAGAGAUGUGUGCGAUGGCAACCAUCAACAGUUCUCUCUGAUGCCUUGCCUUCAACGGCUGCUGCUUCUUGAUUGUCCAAAACUGACGGCUCUUCCUCCGGACUUGUCCAAGAUUGUCAACCUCAAGAGAAUCCACAUUGAAGGUGCUCAUGAGCUGAAAGAAGUUGUCAACCUUCCUGCAGUUGUGUGGCUCAAGCUCAAGGACAACAGAAGUCUGAUGAAGAUCUCCAAUCUCGGUAAGCUGCAGGACCUGUUAGUGCAGGAUUGCCCAGCACUGGACCUGGCAGAGAGCCUUUGCUCGCUGGAACGCCUGUACAUGAUAGACUGCCCGCAUGCCCAAGAGUUCAGGAAUGGUCUUUCAGGAGAAGGCGUCCUAGUCCAUAUUGCAACACAUGGCCACAAUAUCUUCCCGGGUGAAACUCUCUAUAAUUAGAUUAGAGAGGCUUACAGCAGCACAAGCGCCGGGCGUAUUAAAGACAUUAUGGAACAGCUGCUAAGGGAUUCAUCUUGGGAUCCUUGGUCAUAUCUUGAAGCAUUCAAGUACAAUGGAGCUCUUUGAUAGGAGUCGGACAACGGGAGAUCUCUCUGUUUGUGGAAUGCUCGGGGUGCAAGUCGUUGUUUUUUUCCCGUUGCUUGUUGCUUUUGGUGUGCUCGUGUGGAGGUUUCACUUGGUCGGCCUACAGAAUGAUAAAUAAUAAAGUCGACAGCAAAAAUGGCAUGAGAAACUUUAUGCUGAUGGUAGCCAAUUGCCGUUGCUGCAUCUCUAUUUGUUGAGUUUAGUUGUAAAUUUGUAAUUGGUAUGACUGUACUAAAGUGUACUCCCUCCGUAAAGAAAUAUAAGAACGCUUAGAUCACUAAAGUUAGUGAUCUAAACGCUCUUAUAUUUACAUCCAAACAAGUUGUGCUCUGAAGGACAAUUGAAUGCCUUUGGUUUUUGUA
Triticum aestivum (bread wheat) is the source of this 3864-nucleotide messenger RNA. Its product is annotated as putative disease resistance protein RGA4. Gene Ontology annotation, molecular function: ADP binding. The transcript is spliced from 4 exons. The record is from RefSeq and is a predicted model, not a curated record. NCBI's taxonomy places the organism in Eukaryota, Viridiplantae, Streptophyta, Magnoliopsida, Poales, Poaceae. The coding region runs from base 410 to 3358 and encodes 982 amino acids.